Molecule: messenger RNA, 1883 nt
Organism: Balaenoptera ricei (Rice's whale)
Lineage: Eukaryota; Metazoa; Chordata; Mammalia; Artiodactyla; Balaenopteridae
Gene: POC1A
Product: POC1 centriolar protein A
Exons: 8
Coding region: 179-1381 (400 amino acids)
Biological process (GO): cilium assembly
Cellular component (GO): centriole; ciliary basal body
Molecular function (GO): protein binding
Source: RefSeq, a predicted model, not a curated record
GAACUGCAUUUCCCAGAAGGCUGUGCUCGCCGUCUCGUUAGCCGGGCUACGGGUCGGUGGGGCGAACCUCUCAUCCUGGACUUUUUAAUUUCUCAGGGGGAAUGAGUGACGGUGGACAGAGGCCUUUGGCGGCGUCGUCUGUAGGCUGCCUGGCCUGGGGGCGCUGGACGCGGAGACCAUGGAGCCGGCCAUACAGCUCUCCUUCCAGUCGGGGGACAAAAAGCCGAGGCGCCGCGUCUCCUUUAAUCGCGGUGGGCGGGGCGAGGCGAAGCGACCCGCGUUGCUAUUGGCGGCGGUUGGGGGCGCGGAAACUGAACGGGACGCAACUGCAGCCGCUGCUUCCUCAGGCUCCUCUGGCGCCUUGGGCGCCCCUGGCCCCGCCAUGGCCGCUCCCUGCACGGAGGACCCCUCGCUGGAGAGGCAUUUUAAGGGCCACCGGGAUGCAGUUACCUGUGUGGACUUCAGUCUCAACACGAAGCAGCUGGCCAGUGGCUCCAUGGACUCAUGCCUCAUGGUGUGGCACAUGAAGCCCCAGUCACGUGCCUACCGCUUUGCCGGCCACAAGGACACCGUCACCUGUGUGAACUUCUCCCCUUCGGGACACCUGCUUGCCUCGGGCUCCCGCGACAAGACUGUCCGCAUCUGGGUACCCAACGUCAAAGGCGAGUCAACCAUGUUUCGUGCACACACGGCCACAGUGAGGAGCGUCCAUUUCUGCAGCGAUGGCCAGUCCUUCGUGACAGCCUCCGACGACAAGACAGUCAAGGUGUGGUCAACUCAUCGCCAGAAAUUCCUGUUCUCCCUGAGCCAGCACAUCAACUGGGUCCGCUGUGCCAAGUUCUCCCCAGAUGGGCGGCUCAUCGUGUCCGCCAGUGAUGACAAGACUGUCAAGCUGUGGGACAAGACCAGCCGGGAGUGUGUGCACUCGUACUGUGAGCACGGCGGCUUUGUCACCUACGUGGACUUCCACCCCAGCGGCACGUGCAUCGCCGCCGCCGGCAUGGACAACACGGUGAAGGUGUGGGACGUGCGGACUCACCGGCUCUUGCAGCACUAUCAGCCCAGAAGUGGAUUCCCCCCUCCCACCAGGCAGGGGCAGGAGUCAGGAGUCGAUGCAGAGCCAGCCCCAGGAGCCCGUCAGCAUGCCCCAGACGCUGACCAGCACGCUGGAGCACAUUGUAGGCCAGCUGGACGUCCUCACCCAGACAGUCUCCAUCCUGGAGCAGCGGUUGACACUGACAGAAGACAAGCUGAAGCAGUGUCUGGAGAACCAGCAGCUAAUCAUGCAGAGAACACCACCAUGAUCAGGGGAGCAAGAAUCAAGAGCUCGGUUGAUUUGGGGGGUGACAGGCCGGGGAUUUGUACUGGGGAACUUGAGUAAAUAAAUAAAGGGGAUUCAGCUCUGGGAAUCACAUCCAUCCCGGAGCCCCAGGGGUCCUGCACCUCUGCCCUCCACCCAAGCUGUCCGCACCUGGAGACUCUCCACUUGGCUGUGGGAGGCCCCACAUACCCACAGAUGACCACGUUUAAUUUAAUGUGAAGGAGCCACUUGAAAAUGUUUGCUACCUUGGAGUCCUAAGUGGAGUCCACUUUUCCCUUACCAACCUUUCUGCCGUACGACUGGCUUCCCCCCACCGACCUUUCCCAGCGUAGAAAUGGACUACUCAUUGGUUGGAUGAACCAGGAGUUUCCUAUAAAUCUGACAAAAGGCCCAAAGUGGGCCCAUCUGUGUCUGAUUUACCCAGGAACGAGCACUCUGGAGAGGGUGGUGGCUUUGCAGUGGCCUUGAUUUCUGCCCCACACAUGUUCACUGGGGCCUGAUGGCUUCCUCCUCUGCAUGCAUGAGGGCAAAGGAAACUGAACAUUAAAACAGAUUUCAUGGA